Molecule: messenger RNA, 9988 nt
Organism: Oenanthe melanoleuca
Lineage: Eukaryota; Metazoa; Chordata; Aves; Passeriformes; Muscicapidae
Gene: DENND4A
Product: DENN domain containing 4A
Exons: 32
Coding region: 823-6456 (1877 amino acids)
Biological process (GO): regulation of Rab protein signal transduction
Cellular component (GO): cytoplasmic vesicle; ESCRT I complex
Molecular function (GO): protein binding
Source: RefSeq, a predicted model, not a curated record
GAUCUUUUUCUAGUCUUUGAUGCAACAGCCUGCUGCGGGUUACAUCAAGCCUGCAGAAAAUCCCUCGGUUUUCUCAUCCCUUGUUUUCCAGACAGCCGGCACCUCCUCCGGGUCCAGGCGACGCGCGCCGCAGGUGAGCCAAAUCCCGGCCUAUUUGGGCCGGAGAUUAAUUUCUGUCUAAAUUAGAGAUGCUGUCUGGGUUAAAAGGCUGAGGUGGGGGGAGGCAGAGUCGAGCCCGUGGUCUGCGUGCUGUUUUAGGCGCUUCCACUUAAGGCACCCCGCUCGCCCCUUCACGGCUCGGAGCCGCCGGCGCCGCGCUCCGUGAGGAGGAAGGCGGGAGCGGAGGGGCCGCGUUCCGUGAGGGGGAAGGCGGGAGCGGCGGAGCCGCGGUGCGAGGGCGAGCGCUCCGAAGGGACCCGGUGGGCGGCGGGGCACGGCCGCCUCCCCCUGAGGAGCCGAGGGAGCCGGCGGGCUCCGUCCCGCGCCCGCCCCGCCGCGAUCACGGGUCGCCGCCCGCCUCCCCCGCCCCGUGACAGCCAAGAUGGCGGCGGAGGGGAGGGGGGAUCCCGCCUGAGCCGCCCACACGGCGGGAGGCGGCGGGGGCGAGCCGGGCUCCGCUGGGAUGAGAUAAGGGCGCGGGCACCGAGCGCGCUGCCCCCCGAACCCCUUCACCGCCCGCUCCUCGCCCGGGGAGCGCGGCCCCUGCCUGAGGGAAUGAAACUUUAACAAGAAGUCUGUGUUAAAGCCUGGCUGACAGCAAGAGAGGAAAAGCAUAGAAGCAAUGUCCUGAUGAAAAGAAGCUGUAGCACCUUGUGAUGGAAGAUGGAAGACAAAGGGGCCCGUGUUGCUGAUUACUUUGUUGUGGCAGGACUAACGGAUAUCUCAAAGCCGCUGGAGGAGGAGAUCCACUUCAACGAUGCCUGCCAUAAAAUCGCCAGACCCAAGGAGCCCAUCACAGAUGUGACAGUCCUUAAUAAAACCCUGGGGGAGGAGGUUCCCCAGGGCUAUAAAUGCAUAGAUGUCACUCCCUCGGGCCUGUCUGCAGAUCUCAAUAAUGGCAGCCUGGUAGGACCCCAGAUGUACCUUUGUUAUCGGCGAGGGAGGGAUAAGCCUCCACUUACUGAUUUGGGGGUUUUAUAUGACGGGAAAGAAAGAGUAAAGCAAGGCUGUGAAAUCAUUCAGAGCACCCCGUAUGGGCGGCUUGCCAACAUCAGCGGCAGCGCCUCGUCCCAGCGCGUGUACAUCACCUACCGCAGGGCCUCCGAGAACAUGACCCAGAACACCCUGGCUGUCACUGACAUCUGCAUCAUCAUCCCCAGCAAAGGAGAGACUCCCCCACACACCUUCUGCAAGGUGGACAAGAAUCUGAAUAACAGCAUGUGGGGCUCUGCAGUAUAUUUAUGUUAUAAAAAGUCUGUGGCAAAAACCAACACCAUAUCAUACAAAGCUGGUUUAAUAUGCAGAUAUCCUGAAGAAGAUUAUGAAUCAUUCCCAUUACCAGAAUCUGUGCCUCUUUUUUGUCUCCCUAUGGGUGCAACAAUUGAAUGUUGGCCAUCUAACAGUAAAUACCCUCUCCCAGUUUUUUCUACAUUUGUACUAACUGGAGCUUCUGCAGAAAAGGUAUAUGGUGCUGCUAUUCAGUUUUAUGAACUGUAUCCUGAAGAGAACCUCACAGAGAAACAAAAAUCUCAGCUGGGAUUAGCAGCUGCUGUCGCGGGAAAAGACACGUGCAGAACAGUGCAGACAAAUAAAUGCAUCUGUCUGCUCUCCCACUGGCCUUUCUUUGAUGCUUUCAAGAAGUUUCUUACCUUUCUGUAUCGUUACUCCAUUUCUGGGCCACAUGUCCUCCCCAUUGAGAAACACAUUUCCCAUUUCAUGCAUAAAGUACCUUUUCCAUCCCCUCAGAGGCCAAGAAUUCUGGUGCAGCUAUCUCCACACGAUAACCUGAUUCUUAGCCAGCCUGUGUCAUCACCACUCCCACUGAGUGGUGGCAAGUUUUCUACACUACUUCAGAAUUUAGGACCUGAAAAUGCAGUAACUCUGCUGGUGUUUGCUGUGACAGAACAUAAAAUCCUCAUCCACUCAUUGCGACCUUCUGUCCUCACGAGUGUGACAGAGGCAUUGGUCUCUAUGAUCUUUCCUUUCCACUGGCCUUGCCCAUAUAUUCCUCUGUGUCCCUUGGCACUGGCAGAUGUGCUGAGUGCCCCAUGCCCAUUCAUAGUGGGAAUUGAUUCCAGAUACUUUGAUCUCUAUGACCCCCCACCUGAUGUCAGCUGUGUUGACCUGGAUACCAACACAAUUUCUCAAACUGGAGACAAGAAAGCUAUUGCAUGGAAGAUUUUACCAAAGAAACCUUGUAAAAACCUGAUGAACACGUUAAAUAGUUUAUAUCAGCAACUGGCAGAAUUGCAACAGCGACCAAGAGAAGAUGCAUUCAUGGAAUUGGCAAUGAAUGAUUAUGAUUUUAAUUCUGGGAAGAAAUUGCAUCUGUUGGAUUUGGAGAUCCAGGAAGCAUUUCUCUGUUUCAUGGCUUCAAUCCUAAAAGGUUACAGGUCUUAUCUCAGGCCAAUAACAGAGGCACCCUCUGAAACAGCCACAGAUGCAAGUUCUCUCUUUGAACUACAAGGGUUCCUGAAGAGCAGAGACCGUUCCCAUCAGAAGUUCUACACCCUGAUGACCAAAACCCAGAUGUUCAUUCGCUUCAUUGAGGAAUGCUCUUUUGUCAGUGACAAGGAUGCCAGCCUUGCCUUCUUUGAUGACUGUGUGGAUAAAGUAGAUAUGGACAAAGCUGGGGAAACACGACUUAUAGAGCUGGAUGAGUCCUACAAGAGUGAGCACACAGUUUUCAUAACACCCCCUGAGAUCCCUCAUCUGCCAAACGGGGAAGAGCACCCUCUACAAUACAGCUAUAAUGGAUUUCCAGUAUUAAAGCUAGAAUUGUUUGAACGACCUGAAGGAUUUCUCACAGCACCAAAUAACAAACUGUCCUCAAAAGCCAGUAGCCCCAACAGCCCAUCACCAAUGUUUAGAAGAACUAAACAGGAAAUUAAAUCUGCCCACAAAAUUGCAAAGAAGUACUCCUCCAUCCCCCAGAUGUGGUCCAGGUGUUUGCUCCGCCACUGCUACGGCCUUUGGUUCAUCUGCCUCCCUGCCUAUGUGAAAGUCUGCCACUCCAAAGUCAGGGCUCUGAGAACUGCCUAUGAUGUGCUACAAAAAAUGCACACCAAAAAAAUAGAUCCACCUGACGAGGUGUGCUACAGGGUGCUCAUGCAGCUGUGUGGGCAGUACGGGCAGCCCGUGCUGGCAGUCAGGGUGCUCUUCGAAAUGCAGAAGGCUGGCAUCGACCCCAAUGCCAUCACCUAUGGCUACUACAACAAGGCUGUUUUGGAAAGCACCUGGCCUUCAAGCAAUCGAGGUGGCUAUUUCCUCUGGAUGAAAAUACGAAAUGUUGUCUUAGGAAUAGCACAGUUUAAAAAAGCAUUGAAAAAGCUACCAGCAAGCACUGCACAUCCAUCUGUUCCUGGGGGACUUUCAGACACUGCCAAUAACACAUCACUCAAAGAAGAAGCCAAGCAAGGGAAAACUUGUCUUCAAGAUAUCCAAGAACAAAAGGAGGACAAGAGAGAGAGUGACUCCAGUUCUUUGUCUGAAGUGGAGAGCACAAAAGGGAGUGGGGACUGCCUGCCCAAACUGAAUUACCAGAACUCCAGGAAUGACAAAGCCACUUCCAGCAUUGUGCGGCUCAACGGCACCGUUGACAAUACUGUGGCAGAAGGGAACAGGGAGAGUUCUGUAGGAUUGCUGUUUACAUCAUCUUUUGAGGAUGCUAAUGAAGCAGAAGUUAUAAAAAAUAAAUCCUUAAGAAAAAGACAUAAAAGUGCAGUGGAAGCUGACUUAAGGGAGAUGCCGUGGGAAAGCAGGAACAGGAACCUGAGUGGAGAUGGCUUAGUGGGACUCAUGAUAAACAGAAUCAACCAGGAAGCAAACCCUGGAGAAAUUGUUGAAAAACUGGGAGCUGAUGCCAAAAUUCUCUCUAGUGCAUUACAGAAAAGCAUAAGGCCAAAAACUCUUAAUAUCAGAUCUUCCUCUUUAGAGUCUAAGAGAGAAAGCCUGGAGAAAGAAUCCAGUGAUGAAGAUGCAGCCUUUGAUUGCAGUUUUACAGAUAAAACAGAGUCCCCCGUUAUCUUUGAUCUGGAGGACCUGGAUGCAGAACCUGAAACACCUACAGCAGUGAAAACUUCCAGUGAAAAAUCUAAAAGGUUGCAAAGAAAGAGCAGCUUUCCAGUAAAGCCAGUUGAAAAAACAGAUGUUGAAACUGGAUUUGACCCAUUGUCUCUGUUGGUUGCUGAGACAGAGCAGCAGAAAGAGGAGGAGGAGGAGGAUGAUGACAGAAGUGUUUCAACUCCUUCUGCAAGAAGAGAUUUAGCUGAAGAAAUAGUAAUGUACAUGAACAACAUGAGCAGCCCUUUGUCCAGUCGUGCCCCGAGCAUUGAGCUGCAAAAACCCUUCGAUGACAGAAAUGCCAAUAAAAGGAGCCCGACCAUUAUCCAGCCUUGUAGGAGGUCCAGCCUUCCCCCAAACUCCCCAAGGCCGCCCAGUCUUACCAAAUCCAAGAGCUACCACUCAAAAAAUGAAGAAAGGCCAAGGGACAGGCUUUGGUCUUCCCCAGCUUAUUCCCCAAACAGCCCAGCCAAGGAGCAGCCCCAGGACACAACCAGUGCUUUGACACUUGUGUCAUCACCAUCCUUCAACUUGGACACGCUGCUGACUCCCAAGUUUGAUGUUCUGAAAAGCAGCAUGUUCUCUGCUGGAAAAGGGGUUGCAGAGAAAGCAAGCAAGUGGUACUCCAAAUUUGCAAUGUAUGCUGCAUCUGCAAAGGAUCAAAAUUCAGACAGAGCAAGUGUUUCAUCCCUUGGAGCUCUGGACUCAGAAUCUACUUCUCUCACUGAUGAAGAUGUCUGCAAUGAUUUUGAAAGUGCUUCUCCUCAGGAGAAUGCCACAUCAGAAAUUAAGGGAAUUAGCAUCAGCAAGACAAGCCUGGAAAGCUCAGCUUCCCAUGAUAGCUCAGCUAAGCAAUUUGACCAGUGUGGCUCUCUUUCCAAGUUCCCUUUACCUGACAAAUCAGAGUUGGUGUCUUCCUGCAGCACCAGCAGUACCAGCGUGUUCCAGAACUAUGCCAUGGAGGUCCUCAUCUCGAGCUGUUCUCGCUGUCGGACUUGUGACUGUUUGGUUCAUGAUGAAGAAAUCAUGGCAGGCUGGACAGCAGAUGAUUCAAAUCUCAACACCACAUGUCCCUUCUGUGGCAAUUUAUUUCUGCCUUUUUUAAGCAUAGAAAUCCGAGAUCUUCGGCGGCCUGGACGGUAUUUUCUGAAGUCCAGCCCUUCUACAGAAAAUAUGCAGUUCCCAUCCCUUUUUUCCAAUCAGAGUGGGAAGUCCUGUAACACCACAGCCACUGUUGGCCUCACUACAUCUGUGAUGCCUGUCCAAGAAGAUAUCAAUUCAAAUAGCAAAUCUAAGCAGCAUGACAGUGUUUAUGCCAGAAGUAUCCAGAUUCCCUCAGGAAGAAGGCAAAAUGCCUCUGGGUCAGAAUGUACAAGUCACCCUGUGGCAAGGAGCAUCAGUACAUUUGGUCCUUUGGAAGAAGAUGAGAAGGAAAACCAGAAGAUCAGCCAUAUCAUUCCUACUGGUAGCCUGCCUGCUACUUUGCAAGGACCAACAGAUUCCUUGGGCCUGGAAUGGCGCUUGCCUAGUCCUGAUCCUAUAACGGUUCCUUACCUCAGUCCUCUCGUGGUGUGGAAAGAGCUUGAAAGCUUACUUGAAAAUGAAGGGGAUCAUGCAAUAACAGUAGCAGACUUUGUAGAUCAUCAUCCCAUCGUGUUCUGGAAUUUGGUGUGGUAUUUCAGGCGCUUGGAUUUGCCUAGCAACUUACCAGGAUUAAUACUUUCUUCUGAGCACUGCAAUAAGAACUCCAAGAUUCCACGGAACUGUAUGUCAGAGGACAGUAAAUAUGUUCUUAUUCAGAUGCUCUGGGACAACAUGAAAUUGCAUCAGGAUCCAAGGCAGCCUCUGUAUAUUCUGUGGAAUGCUCAGACCCAGAAGUACCCAAUGGUCCAGUUAUUGCAAAAAGAUGAUGACUCCUUUAACCAGGAGCUUUUGAGGAGUAUGGUGAAAAGCAUUAAGAUGAAUGAUGUGUAUGGACCAAUGAGUCAGAUACUGGAGAGGCUCAACAAGUGGCCACAUAUUAAAAGACAGAGGAGCCUUUACAGAGAAAUACUGUUUCUUUCACUUGUUGCCCUGGGAAGAGAUAACAUUGAUAUAGAUGCUUUUGACAGAGAGUACAAAAUGGCCUAUGAUCGUCUCACCGCUAAUCAAGUGAAGAACACUCAUAACUGCGAUAGACCACCCAGCACUGGAGUGAUGGAAUGCAGGAAGAUUUUUGGAGAACCAUAUCUUUAAAUACACCUGGUAAAGAGGUGAUAGCUAUGAGGUAUCCCUGUGUAAAAUAACCACUUCAGUCACAAGGAACAUCUCAGUCUUCAGUGUUGAGGAAUGUGCGUGCGAUGGACUGUGGCAGGAGGCCUCGGGAAAUUCGGCCUGGCUGCGCUUGUGGAGAUGGACAGAGAGCAAAAUGGGCCAAAUGUUAUUUCCCUGUCCCUUGUCCUUUCUGCAAAUCAGUGUGUGGAGAGGCAGGUUCUAAACAAAAUCUCUUCUCUGACUUGGGACGACAUAUUACAGCUCCCUUAAAAAAUAAAUUAAGUAACAGGUGGACAGAAACAAUGCACUGAAACUAAUGUGAGCGAAGGAAAUUCUUCAGAAUCUAUUGUUUACAUAGAAUAUUCAUGAUGUUAUGAAGAGCAUACAGAGUUGUAUUAUACAUAUUUUAAAUUGUUUAUAGUAAGUUGAUAUUUUUUUAAUUUUUUUAAAUUACUGGAGUGAAUUUUAAAUGGACUUGCUGCAGAAGCAAUACAGUGCUUAUUUUUUUUGCAGUACACUGCUAUUUAUAGUAACUUGUCCAGUUACUUUUUGAAGAGUGAUUUGUUUUUAAAGCAGAAUAGACAAUGUUAACCUUCACCUAGACAGUACUGGAGAUCCAGGAUUUCUCUCAUGCACACUUAGAAAACAUGUUACCACAGCAAUCAGAAGGAAGGUAUGGUAAAUUUUGCAAAACUCUAAUGAAUUCACUGAUGUCUCUGUGAAACACUUCUGUAGAAAUCUCCUCUUCCUCUCGUGUUCCCUUCCCUCCCCACUCCCUAGGAAAGGGAAAGCACAUUGAAGAGUGCUAUGGAUUUUGUUAUGGAGUAGCCCAUCUCAGCUGUUGGCAUUUGUUAGUGUGAUGUCAUUCCAGAUGUGCCAUGGAGCAAAUGCCAGCCUGCAGUGAGUUCUCCAUGAACACACAGUGGUUGUGUUUCAAACACUCAGUACAACACCACAUCAUGCCCAUCCAAAGCUUCUAACUCAAGUGCAUCCAGCAAACUUGCUACAGGGAAUUAUAGGGAAUGUAACUUAUUGGGGCAUAUUGUGCUUAGUUAAACAUACUUGGAAUGUUCUGUCUCUAUUUCACAGGCAAAACGAUUUUUUUUUCUCUGAAGAAAACUGCUAUAUCAGUCCUUGUGGUGGAGUCAUGGCUUUUGCCUCAUGUUUUCUUGUGUCAGACAUUUAAAAAAUGUUCUGUGCUCUCAGUCACAUAGCAACUCCUCACCAGAAGGUAGGCUACAGGGAAAAUAUCAGAAGUCUUGCAUGGAGGUGGGAAAACAGACAUUGAAAUGUAUAAAACACCCUAAACAAAUUUAAAUAAUGCUUUAACAAAUAGCUUUACUUUAAGUAAUCUUAAUGAAUUUCCACUUCUAAUUUCUUUUAGUUGUUGCUGUUAUAAUACUUCCAAAUAUUCAACUGUUACAUUAGAAUUUUAUAUUGCAGUCUGCCUACCAGUAGGUAGGUGUUUUUAAAAACAUCUUUAGUUUGCAAGUAUAAUAAACCAGCAAUAUUCAGUUAGGCAGAAAGGUGAUAAACUUUAAAGCUUACAUUUACUUUAUUAAGUGAAAUAGAGCAAGCCUUAGAGGCUUAAAUGAAAAGUAAUGCUGCUAUGAAGCUCUGUAACCUCCUCCCAGACCUCUGUAAAGUUCUAAGAAGAAGCUGCCCUAAGAAGAAAGGAUUUAAAACGUGUAGAGCUACAGGUAUGUGCUGAUAAUUGCAGGAUGUAGUCUUGGAUACAGCUUCCUUCAGGUAAUGCCUCUUCUCUAAUGUGCUGCUAAUUAUGUAGCUGACCUUUUUGCAAGUGUCCCCCCACCUGAGGUGGAGCUAGCAAUGCUACACUUACAACAUCUUUCACAUUUAAUUUAUUUUAACAAUUUGUGAUGCUCUUUUGUACUGCCAUGCUUGUACAGUAACCUUGUGCAUGAAAUGGAGCUCCUUUUUUCAGCCAGGUACAUGGUAGAGAUACCCUCUUCAUUCCUCUGAGCUAUUGUGAAAUAAACAGGCUAUUUUUGAACACAGUCCCUGUAAGUACCCCUUAGUGUGCAUGGCUGUUCUGCUCUGUACAGUAGGAAUGCUGCAUUCCCAUGGAAAUCUUGCCUCCAGUAGUUGCUGUACUUAACCUCGUAGCUGGGGAAGAUCGUGUUCCCAGCUCCCUGCACUUCUGUUUCCCAUUUGCCACUGGGGCAGCCAUGGUUCUACAGGACCUCCAAGCCAUGAAAGGAGAGAGAGCAAGUGCUUUUUCCAGAGCUGCCAUGGGGUGUUAGAGGGGCUGAGCUAUGACCCAGCUUCCCACCCCCACUGCGGGGUGGCCGAAGAGCCGAGCCCGGUCCCCGUCCCCAGGACACGGCGCAGGUGUGGGGGCAGCACGUGGCCCUUCCUCCAUCCUAGUCCCAGCCUCCUUGUAAGGACUUCAGCUGCCUCCAGGCUUAUAAACCCAACCAGUUUUACUUCUUUCCAACAUCCCCCAGCACUGUCAGGGAGUGGAUGCUGCACUGGGACAGGUUUGUCCCUGCAGCCUUCACACAAUCCCUCUGUUCCUGCAUCCCCGGCGUGGCUCUCCUGAAGUGUUGCCAAUGUUAAUUUGGGUGUGCUUCUAAAUUACUCUAUCAUAUAGUAGCUCAUCAAGUGAAAUCAUUAUACUUAAUGAAUUGUUUUAUAAGUCUGUUGCAAGUCAGUCCACUGUAGAAAUAUAUAAAAAUAGAGUUGGAAUAGCAACAUACUAUAAGUGGGAAAUUUUCCUCAUUUGAGUCAUAAUGUUCCAAAUGUAUCCUGAGAUAAUUUUUAAGCAUCAUACAAUUCAGUUUUGAAACAGUUUUCAAAUCUCACUGUCCUUUAUUAGAAAAGCAAUUUGACUAUAUUUUCCAAUACCACAAAGAUGAAUAAAUAAAAUAUUUGAGACAUAUUUUCAAUUUAAAAUUUUGUAUAAACUGAAUUUUCUCCUUUUGUGUACUAAAAAAUGCUUAUGUCCAAAACCUUAAACAAAGGUUUUACAUUUGCAGUGCAAUAUAUAUUUUGCUUUACUUAUGGUUCCACUGGAAUAAUUAUUGGAGAUGAAAUACUGAAAUGUGAAUAGAAAUUGUGCUGUUUCUCUGACACUGCUGUGUCCCAUUUGAGGAGGUUUGCUGUUGGUACAGUUACAGCCUGAUGAAUUUGACUUCCAUUGGCAAAUAAAAUGAUUUGUAUCCCAAGAAAGAGAAAAUUCCUGCAUGUAAAAUCUUAGUGUAACAAAUGGGAGAUGCAAAUAGUAAUAAUAGAGAGGGGUAUUCUGGCUAUUAUCUCAUUGGGAUUUAAAAAUGGUACUUAGUCUGCAAGCAGCACUUUUUAAAUGAAUGGUUGUAGAUUUGUAAAUAUGUAAUGUUUAAAUUUUAUUUACCAAAAACCAGUAUGUUGGAUGUUUGCUUUGGUUUGUAGUUCCUUUAAAAUAUGCAAAGUCAGUGUUCACAAUGUUAAGGUUUUUUUCUGUCUCAUCCAAAAAAAAAGUUUUACAGUGAGUCAAUAAAAAUCUUAAAAUCUU